Messenger RNA from Amphibalanus amphitrite, 4360 nucleotides. Its product is annotated as copine-8-like. Gene Ontology annotation, cellular component: plasma membrane. Gene Ontology annotation, biological process: cellular response to calcium ion. Gene Ontology annotation, molecular function: calcium-dependent phospholipid binding. Bases 243 to 1889 code for a protein of 548 amino acids. The record is from RefSeq and is a predicted model, not a curated record. The transcript is spliced from 10 exons. NCBI's taxonomy places the organism in Eukaryota, Metazoa, Arthropoda, Thecostraca, Balanomorpha, Balanidae.
AUUUGAUGCGCGCGACUAACAGUGGCGCGCAGCAAAGCCUUUCUCUGCCCGCGGGCGCAAACUGUAGCCUGUAGCGACACCUACCGCACGACGUGAGCACCACCGGCCCUCAGGCCUCAGUGAGCGCCCGCAGUGCCACGUGACAAUAUGUGUUCUGUGUGCUUUCGGAAUUCCUUUGCGUCUGGUGUGCACCAACAGUGCGGUGAGCCGCUUUUCAAUUACAGGUGGACUGCUAGAUCAUCAUGUUCAGUGGCAAUCAGCAGCCAUUUCAGCCUGGCACUGCAGCUGGGCCUCAGACGCAGAUAGAGCUCUCUGUGGCAUGCAGUGGCCUGUCAGACAGAGACCUGUCAUCCAAGUCGGACCCAUGCUGUGUGCUAUACAUCUGUGAGGGAGCAGCUGGGGCAUUUGUGGAACUGGGGCGCACAGAGGUGGUCAAGAAUAGCCUCAAUCCUGUGUUUGCCACCAAGUUCCAAAUCAACUACAAGUUUGAGGAAAAACAGCUGCUGCGGUUCGCCGUGCUCGACUGGGACGUCAGCGUCGCCUCAGUCUCGCGGCAGGACGCACUGGGCGAGCUGCAGUGCUCGGUCGGAGAGGUGGUGGCUUCACUCGGCGGAAAGUUCCAGCGGCGUCUGUCGGGCGGCCGCGGCCUGCUGCUGGUCACCGCCGAGGAGGUCUCCGCCUGUCGCCAAGUGCUCACUCUCUCCCUGAGCGCCCGCAACCUGGACAAGAAGGACACAUUCGGCAAGAGUGACCCGUUCCUGGAGCUCAGUCGGGUGAACGCCGACGGCUCGACUACACUGACACACCGCACGGAGGUGGUCAAGAACAGCCUGUCGGCCGACUGGCGGCCGGUGACGGUGCCGCUGGGCUCCCUCUGCGCCGGCGACCUGCGGCGGCUCGUGCUCCUCCGCUGCUUCGACUGGGAUAACGACGGUACGCACGACGAGAUUGGAUCUUGUACCGUGCCCGUGGAGCAGCUCCUCGAGCCCGGCUGUCAGCUGAAGCUGGUCAAUGAAAAGAAGAGGGCCAAGAAGAAGAAGUACACCGACUCGGGCACUCUGCUGGUGAAUUCUGCUCGCAUCGCGCAGCAGGUGACGUUUCUGGACUACAUCCAGUCGGGCACUCAGCUGCACUUCACGGUGGCCGUAGACUUCACGGCGUCCAACGGGUAUCCGACCGACCCGCGCUCCCUGCACUACCGAGACCCACGCGGUGGAGAUAACCAGUACAUGACGGCUAUCAGAGCCGUGGGCAGCAUCAUACAGGACUACGACACCGAUAAGCAGUUUCCGUGUCUGGGGUUCGGCGGACGCGUGCCGCCGGACGGUCGCGUGUCACACGAGUUCUUCCUGAACGGCCACCCGAGCAACCCGUACUGCCAGGGCGUGGACGGCAUUCUGCAGGCCUACUACCACUCGCUGAACACAGUGCAGCUGUACGGUCCCACAAAUUUCGCGCCGGUAAUCCGGCACGUGUCGCGUAUCGCGGCCAGCUCCCCGCCGGACCGCGACUACUACGUGCUGCUCAUCAUCACUGACGGCAUUAUCACAGAUCGGCUGGACACGGUGGCGGCGCUGGUGGACGCGUCAGCGCUGCCCCUCUCCAUUAUCAUAGUCGGCGUCGGCAGCGAGGACUUCUCUGCGAUGGAGUACCUGGACUGUGACGGAGGACGACUGAGGGACGCCGCCGGCCGAUCCGCCGCCAGAGACGUGGUCCAGUUUGUCGAGCUGCUGCCGCUGCUGGGCCGGUACGGACUGGGCCCGGAGACCCAGGCCGGUCUAGCACGCGCCGUGCUCGCCGAGCUGCCGCGCCAGCUGGUGGAGUUCAUGCAGAGCCACGGCGUCACCCCCAACGCUCCCGCUCCGCCCGCCGCCCAGCCGGUGCAAUGAGGACUGCUGUCGACAUACUGAGACUUCUGCCGGUGAUUGAAGACUACCGCCGCUCCGCCCGCCCAGCCGGCGCAUUGAGGACCGACACAUUGGUACCACUGCCGGUGUAUUGAGGACUGCCGGCAUUCUGUAGACUAGGCACUGCCGCAGCUCCGCCCAGCCCAGCCAAUUCGCUAAGUGGGCGAGGAUAGAAUAUGCCGCUCCUUCUCUCUAAUUCAUCGGUGAGAAUGCACCGGUGUAUCAAUCUGUCGGUAAGUUGUACUUUUAAGUUGGGCAGGACUUUGAGUUGAGUGUUCUGAUGCAAUGAAUGACGAAAAGAAAAUAUUUUAAUGAAAGCUGGUAUAGUCAUGAUAUUCUUAUUGUGGGCAUGAUUAUAGUCAUACUGUCACCGAGGGCCAGUCAACUUUGCCAGACGAGGUUGAUUCAUUUUAUAAACUGUUCAAGUUUGUUUGUUUAAUUUUUUUUUGUGAGAUGUUUACAUGGAGAAUGACAUGUGGCCAAUUUUCUGACUCCCCAGUGUUUGUGAGAGACUGGCCAUCCACUUGUGAGCUCUUUAGUAGAUGUCUGUUUAGCACUGAUCUGUUCGCCAGAUGUUUCGGUGUUACGAUGAGCCGUUGUGUCGCUUCACGCUGCUUGUUCUUUCAGUUACCGUUAAUGUAUUUUACUGAACGAAACAUUUAAGAAUGCACUAUGCGAUCGAUAGAAUAGAUUAAGUUGCAAGACCUCAAAUGUGGUCUCUGAAGCCAAAGUGAUUCAAUGAUUCAGAUUAUGUGAUGCCAAUCAAAUGCAAUGUGAUUCUUGCAGGAGCUGCAAAUCGAUCGUACAAAUUGUUACGAGCGAGCGAGCGCAGCGAGCGAAGUGAGUCUUUUCAAUAUAACGGAAAAAUCUCAGUAUGAGCGGCCCGGCCCGGCCCGGCCCGGCCCGGCCCGGCCUGUAACGCUUUUGAGAGGCUUAUAUCUCAGCAACCGCUGGACCGAUUGGCCUGCGGUCUUUUUUGUUGGGUAGCCCCAUCCCUUCUACCCCGUAAUUGACUACUUUUGAUACAUCUCAGUGACCGUCGUGGCACGUGCCACGUGAAAAGUCAAGGGUGUUCAAGCUGUUUUGCAAAAGUAGUGAUUUUGAGAGGCUCAUAUCUCGGCAGCCGCUUGGGCGAUUGACUUGCGGUAAUUUUUAUAGGGUAGCAGCAUCCCUUCUAGCCAAAAUAGGAUACUCUCGAUGCAUGUGGGUCACCCCCAGUGCACGUGCAAAAUACAACAAUAAGAGGUGCCAAAUUUGUUCCCAUUUCAGUAACUUGGUAAUUACUGGGGCGAUUUCGCUGAAACUUGGCAUACAGGUAGGCACCCACCAGGCAAUGCAUUCCCAUGUGUUGCGGUUAGGGUGCUACUGCACGUGCGCACGUGCAGGGGGCGUUUCCAGAUCUCGAGAACGGCUGGGCCGAUUACGCUCAAAUUUGGUACACGGUUGGGGACCAGUUAGUAGGGUGCCGUGCAAAAGUCAUUUUGGACCCCGUUUGCACGUGCGCACGUGCAGAAUGCCGCUUCCAGAUCUCAGGAACGGCUGGGCCGAUUGCGUUCAAAUUUGGCACACCGCUAGCGACCAGUUAGAAGGGUGCUUUGCGCAAGCCCGUUGGAAGCACCCUCUCGCCCUUCCGCACGUGCAGGGCUCACUAUCUCGCUCGCUCGUUCUUCGCCCAAAAGGCGUUUUACUGGUAUGUAGUUAGAUUCCAAUUAGAUACCCCGAUUGAUUAGGUCAUAUAACGCAGUGCUGUUACGCCUCUGUGGUGAAGAAACUUGAAAGGUACUUUAAUGUACGACAGCAUUAGUCAAACGUGGCGAGUUAGUGCUAGCAAAUUACUUAGGUAGUGCCAGUUGAUGAGGCCUUUGCUGAAAAAUGAUACAAUCAUGGUGCCUUCCACUUUCAAACUGUGACUUGUAAUUUAGCUAAGAUCAUAAUAUCCAUAUGUAGAUGUACCGUUAGAAGUAUUUUAGUCUUCAUGGUUUGUUUGUAGUUUGUAACGGACGACUUCGAAGCCAAUGAAUGUGGUAUUUAUAUGAUUUCAGCAUUUCCGUACAGGGCAUUCCAAUAGGAUGUCCGUGCCUUCGCGUCGUUUGUUGCCGUUGUCUUGACUGUAACAUCGCGUAUAUUGCCUACUGAUCGGGCUCGGGUUCCGACGCUGUCUUGCCUGUUAGUGAAGAAUGACUGAUAGCUUAUUGCAUAUUGUGAUCAUUGUACAACGUCUACAUAUGGUGAUGAAAAGUGUGAUUAUUGCUUGUGCUGUCAGUUGUCAAUGUGAUUGAGGCUUGUGCCAACCAGUUAUCAAUGUGAUUCAGGCUUGUAGUUGUGCCAAUUAGUUAUCGAUGUGAUUCGGGCUUGUGCGAAGCAGUUAGCAUUGUGAUUUAGGCUUGCCAUGCCUUCCGUGUUAUAGGAAUGUUUAUCUUGAAAGGGAAUGCACAAUACAUCUGAUGCAACUU